Messenger RNA from Diversispora eburnea, 143 nucleotides. Lineage: Eukaryota; Fungi; Glomeromycota; Glomeromycetes; Diversisporales; Diversisporaceae. The record is from the annotation of a GenBank genome assembly.
AUGAGCUUUUCAUCUCAUUUAAGAGUUUGUUUUGCUCAUUUAAAAGACAUGAGCUUGUUAUCUCAUUUAAGAGUUUGUUUUGCUCAUUUAAAAGACAUGAGCUUGUCAUCUCAUUUAAGAGUUUAUUUUGCUUAUUUAAAGAU